CGCUCCGCAAGAUAAAACUGCCACUUAGAGCCCAGGAGAGCUAGACCUCUCUGGGUUGGCCUGGGGGCUCGAGCAGAGUCAUGGGCACUCCAGCCCCGCAGCUGUGUGCUCUCUUCUGCCUGGUGGCUCACUCCGUUUCUGGCAGCCCCAUCAUGAGCCUGGAGCAGUCAUCUCUGGAAGAAGAUAUGCCCCUAUUCGACGAUGUCUUCUCAGAGCAAGAUGGUGUCGACUUUAACACAUUGCUACAAAGCAUGAAGAAUGAGUUUCUCAAGACACUGAACCUGUCUGACAUCCCUACGCAGGAUCCGGCCAAGGUUGACGCACCAGAGUACAUGCUGGAACUCUACAACAGAUUUGCAACAGAUCGGACCUCCAUGCCAUCAGCCAACAUCAUUAGGAGUUUCAAGAAUGAAGAUCUGUUUUCCCAACCAGCCAGUUUCAAUGGGCUCCGAAAAUACCCUCUCCUCUUCAAUGUGUCCAUCCCUCACCAUGAAGAGGUUAUCAUGGCUGAACUCAGGCUGUUCACAUUGGUGCAGAGAGAUCGCAUGAUAUACGAGGGGGUGGACCGGAAAAUUACCAUUUUUGAGGUACUAGAGAGCAAAGGGGACAAUGAGGGUGAAAGAAGCAUGCUGGUGUUGGUGUCAGGGGAGAUCUAUGGAACCGACAGUGAGUGGGAGACCUUUGAUGUCACCGACGCCAUCAGACAUUGGCAGAAGUCAGGCUCCACCACCCACCAGCUGGAGGUCCACAUUGAGAGCCGGCAUGAUGAAACCGAGGACGCCGGCAAAGGACAACUGGAGAUAGACACCAGUGCCCAGAAUAAGCAUGUCCCUUUGCUUGUCGUGUUUUCUGAUGACCAAAGCAGUGAGAAGGAGCGGAAGGAGGAGCUGAGUGAAAUGAUCGCCCAUGAGCAACUUCUGGAGCUGGACGGCCUGGGCCUGCGUGGCUACCCCAGUGGGCCUGGGGAGGAGGCUUUGCUGCAGAUGAGGUCAAACAUCAUCUACGACUCCACUGCCCGCAUCAGAAGGAAUGCCAAAGGAAACUACUGCAAGAGGACCCCGCUCUACAUCGACUUCAAGGAGAUUGGCUGGGACUCUUGGAUCAUCGCCCCACCUGGAUAUGAAGCCUACGAAUGCCGCGGUGUUUGCAACUACCCCCUGGCAGAGCAUCUCACACCCACAAAGCAUGCGAUUAUCCAGGCCUUGGUCCACCUCAAGAAUUCCCAAAAGGCUUCCAAAGCCUGCUGUGUGCCCACCAAGCUAGAGCCCAUCUCCAUCCUCUAUUUAGACAAAGGUGUUGUCACCUACAAGUUUAAAUACGAAGGCAUGGCUGUCUCUGAAUGUGGCUGUAGAUAGAAGAGGAGUCCUGUGGCUUAUUUAAUAACUGUAAAUGUGUAUAUUUUGUGUUCCUAUUUAAUGAGAUUAUUUAAUAAGGGUGUACAGAUCCUAGAGGCUUGCUCCUUAGGGAAAUGGACGGGUCAGUUUGCUGCAGGAAGUGCAUAUUUUGCUAUGCAUGUUGUGCCUUCCAAUGCGUUUUGCUUUGGACUUGCCAUUUCCUGGCAGUGCCAUUUCUAACAGCAAGUGGCAAGCCCACACUGCUUGUCCUCUAUUUCAAUUGGAAAACAACAACCCCUAAGCAGAAAUACAAUGUGGAAAGGUAGAUAUUUGUGUAUGUAUAUGUGUACAUAGAUAAACUUAUAAAACUGUUUUUGGUUCUAUAGAGGUAAAUUAUACUCACACAUACACACAUGACUCAAUCAAAUGUGUAUAUGUUAAAAGCCAGUGGUAUGUUCUCAGUCACCUCUUCUCUGAGUAGGAUUUAUGUCAGGAUAAUUUGCACCAGGAAUUUAACCAUCCUAGGAAGUUUCACAUUUCCUAAAUACUAUUAGAGAUAUAGGUGUAGUGCUUUUCAGUUGAAUUUGUGCCAUUGCUCAGAGCAGCAGGGCCUAUAAAAGACGCUGCAUGUUUGCAGGGAGGGGUCACUUAAUACAGAAACCAAGUGGCUUCACAAGGCAGCGGCCUUAUCCAAUACCAAAGAAUGAGCCCUUGGGGCCUCAGUGCACCAAGCGCAGCUCUGGUCAUGAAAGGAAAACAGAGGGGACUUGAGGAUGACAUCUGUUCCUGAGAUGAUAGGAAAGCAAGGCCAUGUGUUGGUUUUUAUUACUGCGAAACAUAAAGGGGGUGGGAGGGGACUCAUAAGGGAGAAGGGAAAGAGCAUAUAAAUAAAUGCUAUCCUAGGAUGUGUUUGUAAAAUUAUAAGCAAUUCUAAUUGGAGAAUUAAAUCUUUGGGCAAAAUAAAAUUAUCGAAGACCAAGAGGAGGAAACUCAGAAGGGAUCUGUUUGUUGGACUCUUCACUUUUUCAUAGUUUUCUGCAAUUCUUAAUAUCUCUCCCUGGACUCUGCACCUCUGUUUUUGCUUUUUUCCAGCUUUUUCCUUC
This is a messenger RNA of Manis pentadactyla (Chinese pangolin), 2437 nucleotides long. RefSeq names its product bone morphogenetic protein 10 (gene BMP10). Gene Ontology annotation, biological process: SMAD protein signal transduction; BMP signaling pathway. The record is from RefSeq and is a predicted model, not a curated record. Gene Ontology annotation, molecular function: cytokine activity; growth factor activity. Gene Ontology annotation, cellular component: extracellular region. The transcript is spliced from 2 exons. Bases 81 to 1355 code for a protein of 424 amino acids. Lineage: Eukaryota; Metazoa; Chordata; Mammalia; Pholidota; Manidae.